UGUUGUAUCACUAGCGUAGAAGCUGAUUAAACACUCAGCAUGCUGGCUCCCAGUGCCACUCCUAGAAAAUAAUGAAUUGGGUAAGGAAUAGUUAAUAAAAAAAUGUGCCUUGCUAACUGUGCACAUUACAACAAAGAGCUGGCAGCUCCUGAAGGAAAAGGGCUUGUGCUGCUGCCGUUCAAACUUGUCAGUCAACUCGUGCCAACAGCCUCAGCGUCUCCUCCCCAGCACACCCUCAUUACAUGUGUCUGUCUGACCUCAUCUGUGCAUCUGCUCACAGACGACGCUCCUGACAAGUCGGGAAUUUCUCCUUUACUCCCCUAGUGGAAAGAAGAGCAGAUUCCUCCCUGCUACUCCUCUAUCGCGUCCACUCCGCUCCCCAAGGAGGCUGCUUGCUUUAUGGUAGUUUUUGGACUUCCUUCCUGGCUGCCUGUCCUUGAUUUCUAGAAUGGAAGAAGCUGAGCUGGUGAAGGAAAGACUCCAGGCCAUCACAGAUAAAAGAAAAAUACAGGAAGAGAUCUCACAGAAACGUCUGAAAAUCGAGGAAGAAAAACUAAAGCAUCAGCAUUUGAAGAAAAAGGCCUUGAGGGAAAAAUGGCUUCUGGAUGGAGUCAGCAGCGGAAAAGAACAGGAAGAGAUGAAGAAGCAAAACCAAAAAGACCAGCACCAGAUCCAGGUUCUAGAACAAAGUAUCCUCAGGCUUGAGAAAGAGAUCCAGGGUCUUGAAAAGGCUGAACUGCAAAUCUCAACCAAUGAGGAGGCAAUUUUAAAGAAACUGAAAUCAGUUGAGCGUACAACAGAAGACAUAAUAAGGUCUGUGAAAGUGGAAAAAGAAGAAACAUCAGGAGAGUCAAUUGAAGACAUCUAUGCCAAUAUCCCUGAUCUACCAAAAUCCUACAUACCUUCCAGGUUAAGGAAGGAAAGAAAUGAAGGAACAGAAGAUGAUGAACAAAAUAGAAGAGCUUUGUAUGCCAUGGAAAUUAAAGUUGAAAAAGACUUGAAGACUGGAGAAAGCACAGUUCUGUCUUCAAUACCCCUCCCAUCAGAUGACUUCAAAGGUACAGGAAUAAAAGUUUAUGAUGAUGGACAGAAGUCAGUGUAUGCGGUAAGCUCUAAUCACAGCGCAGCAUACAAUGGCAAUGAUGAUCUAGCACCAGUUGAGGUAGAGGAACUUUUAAGACAAGCCUCAGAGAGAAACUCUAAAUCCCCAACAGAGUAUCAUGAGCCUGUAUAUGCUAACCCAUUUUGCAGACCUACAACUCCACAGAGAGAAAAGGUAAACCCUGGAUCAAGCUUUCAAGAAAGGAUGAUGAUUAAAGUUAAUGGACUGAGCAAUAAUGUAAAUGAAUCCAUACACAAUAUGGACAAUGGACUUUCAGAGGAAAGAGGCAACAACUUCAAUCAUCUCAGCCCCAUUCGUCCAAUACCUCAUCCUCGAUCAGUAAGUCAACAACAAGAGGAGAGACCUCACACUCCACAAACGAGGCUUAUGACUCCUUGGGAAGACUCUAAUGUAAUGCAGGACAAACAUGCACCCUCUCCCAAGGCAAGACUGAGCCCCAGCAAAACAAGACUUGAGAAGUCAGUGGCCCAGGCUUCUUCACCCACUUGCGAGGAGGAUGAGGAAGAUGUUAAAUAUAACAUUGUUCAUUCCCUGCCUCCUGACAUGGGGGAUGAGGAGCCAGUAACUAUGAUUUUCAUGGGUUAUCAGCAGGCAGAAGACAAUGAAGAGGAAAAGAAGCUUCUGACAGGCUAUGACGGAAUCAUCCACGCUGAACUGGUUGUGAUUGAUGAUGAAGAGGAUGGUGAAGAAGCUGGAAAACCAUCCUACCAUCCCAUUGGCCCCUACAGUCAAGUUUACCAGCCUGCCAAGCCAACGCCACUUCCUAGAAAGAGAUCAGAAGUUAGUCCCCAUGAAAACACAAACAAUAAAUCUCCCCACAAAAAUUCCAUAUCCUUGAAGGAACAAGAUGAAAGCUUAGGCAGCCCUGCCCACCAUUCUCAGCUUGAUGUUCAGAUUGCUGGAGAUGGGACUGAGGAUCCAUCCUUAACAGCUUUAAGGAUGAGAAUGGCAAAGCUGGGGAAAAAAGUGAUCUGAGACGUGUACCAUCUAUGUAAACAUCCUUUGGAGAAGAAACUAAGUUUGCAAAUUUCUCUUCUGAAUAUUUUUGUUUCGUUAUCCUGAAAUCUGAAAACUUAUGGCAAAUACCUAUACUAAGCCAUGUGAAUAAGCAGUAGCUAUUAAUUGUGAAAAUUCCUGAAAAAGCUGAGAAUAAAAAAUGCUUGGCUUUCCAGUUACUUGACAUGGUUCAGUGGGGGGAAGAAAACCAGCAUAUUUUUAUUGUAUUGAUACCAAAGCAUUUCUAAUAAGAGCUUGUUAAAAUUAAGAAUAAAGUUGUUUAAAA
Molecule: messenger RNA, 2405 nt
Organism: Chrysochloris asiatica (Cape golden mole)
Lineage: Eukaryota; Metazoa; Chordata; Mammalia; Afrosoricida; Chrysochloridae
Gene: PALMD
Product: palmdelphin
Exons: 8
Coding region: 449-2098 (549 amino acids)
Biological process (GO): regulation of cell shape
Cellular component (GO): cytoplasm; membrane
Source: RefSeq, a predicted model, not a curated record